This is a messenger RNA of Trichechus manatus latirostris (Florida manatee), 2463 nucleotides long. RefSeq names its product fibroblast growth factor receptor 1 (gene FGFR1). The record is from RefSeq and is a predicted model, not a curated record. The coding region runs from base 1 to 2463 and encodes 820 amino acids. Gene Ontology annotation, cellular component: signaling receptor complex; plasma membrane. NCBI's taxonomy places the organism in Eukaryota, Metazoa, Chordata, Mammalia, Sirenia, Trichechidae. The transcript is spliced from 17 exons. Gene Ontology annotation, molecular function: ATP binding; fibroblast growth factor receptor activity; fibroblast growth factor binding. Gene Ontology annotation, biological process: positive regulation of cell differentiation; positive regulation of cell population proliferation; multicellular organism development.
AUGUGGAGCUGGAAGUGCCUCCUCUUCUGGGCUGUGCUGGUCACAGCCACACUCUGUACUGCCAGGCCUCCCCCAGCCUUGCCUGAACAAGCUCAGCCCUGGGGAGCCCCUGUGGAAGUGGAGUCCUUCCUGGUCCACCCUGGUGACCUACUGCAGCUUCGCUGUCGGCUGCAGGACGAUGUACAGAGCAUCAACUGGCUGCGGGACGGGGUACAGCUGGUGGAAAGCAACCGUACCCGCAUCACGGGGGAGGAGGUGGAGGUGCGGGAUUCCGUGCCUGCCGACUCUGGCCUCUACGCUUGCGUGACCAGCAGCCCCUCUGGCAGCGACACCACCUACUUCUCCGUCAAUGUCUCAGAUGCUCUCCCCUCCUCGGAGGAUGACGAUGAUGACGAUGACUCCUCGUCGGAGGAGAAAGAGACGGAUAACACCAAACCAAACCGUAUGCCCGUGGCUCCAUACUGGACUUCCCCAGAAAAGAUGGAAAAGAAAUUGCAUGCAGUGCCAGCCGCCAAGACAGUGAAGUUCAAAUGCCCUUCCAGUGGGACCCCUAACCCCACGCUGCGCUGGUUGAAAAAUGGCAAAGAGUUCAAACCUGACCACAGGAUUGGAGGCUAUAAGGUCCGUUAUGCCACCUGGAGCAUCAUAAUGGAUUCCGUGGUGCCCUCUGAUAAAGGCAACUACACCUGCAUUGUGGAGAACGAGUAUGGCAGCAUUAACCACACCUACCAGCUCGACGUUGUGGAACGGUCCCCUCACCGGCCCAUCCUGCAGGCCGGGUUGCCUGCCAACAAGACAGUGGCCCUGGGCAGCAAUGUGGAGUUCAUGUGUAAGGUGUACAGUGACCCACAGCCCCACAUCCAGUGGCUAAAGCACAUCGAGGUGAAUGGGAGUAAGAUUGGUCCAGACAACCUGCCUUAUGUCCAGAUCUUAAAGACGGCCGGAGUUAAUACCACCGACAAAGAGAUGGAAGUGCUUCAUUUAAGGAAUGUCUCCUUUGAGGACGCUGGGGAGUAUACGUGCUUGGCGGGUAACUCUAUCGGACUCUCCCAUCACUCUGCAUGGUUGACCGUUCUGGAAGCCUUGGAGGAGAGACCGGCAGUGAUGACCUCACCCCUGUACCUGGAGAUCAUCAUCUAUUGUACGGGGGCCUUCCUCAUCUCCUGCAUGGUGGGGUCUGUCAUCAUCUACAAGAUGAAGAGUGGCACCAAGAAGAGUGACUUCCACAGCCAGAUGGCCGUGCACAAGCUGGCCAAGAGCAUCCCGCUGCGCAGACAGGUGUCAGCUGACUCUAGUGCAUCCAUGAACUCUGGGGUUCUGCUGGUUCGGCCCUCGCGUCUCUCCUCCAGUGGAACCCCCAUGCUGGCUGGCGUCUCCGAAUAUGAGCUUCCUGAAGACCCUCGCUGGGAGCUGCCUCGAGACAGACUGGUUCUAGGCAAACCCCUGGGAGAGGGCUGCUUUGGGCAGGUGGUGUUGGCUGAGGCCAUUGGGCUGGACAAGGACAAACCCAACCGUGUCACCAAAGUGGCUGUGAAGAUGUUGAAGUCGGAUGCAACAGAGAAAGACCUUUCAGACCUGAUCUCAGAAAUGGAGAUGAUGAAGAUGAUCGGGAAACACAAGAAUAUCAUCAACCUGCUGGGGGCCUGCACACAAGAUGGUCCUUUGUACGUCAUUGUGGAAUAUGCCUCCAAGGGCAACCUACGGGAAUAUCUGCAGGCCCGAAGGCCUCCUGGGCUGGAAUACUGUUACAACCCCACCCACAACCCAGAGGAGCAGCUCUCCUCCAAGGACCUGGUAUCCUGUGCCUAUCAGGUGGCCCGAGGCAUGGAGUAUCUUGCCUCUAAGAAGUGCAUACACCGAGACCUGGCCGCCAGGAAUGUCCUGGUGACGGAGGACAACGUGAUGAAGAUUGCUGACUUUGGCCUAGCCAGGGACAUUCACCACAUUGACUACUAUAAAAAGACGACCAACGGCCGACUGCCUGUGAAGUGGAUGGCGCCUGAGGCAUUGUUUGACCGGAUCUACACCCACCAGAGUGAUGUGUGGUCCUUUGGGGUGCUCCUGUGGGAAAUCUUCACUCUGGGCGGCUCCCCAUAUCCUGGUGUGCCUGUGGAGGAGCUUUUCAAGCUGCUGAAGGAGGGUCAUCGUAUGGACAAGCCCAGUAACUGCACCAAUGAGCUGUAUAUGAUGAUGCGGGACUGUUGGCAUGCAGUACCCUCUCAAAGACCUACCUUCAAGCAGCUGGUGGAAGAUCUGGACCGCAUUGUGGCCUUGACUUCCAAUCAGGAGUAUCUGGACCUGUCAAUGCCCCUGGACCAAUACUCUCCCAGCUUCCCUGACACCCGAAGCUCUACCUGUUCCUCAGGGGAGGAUUCUGUCUUCUCUCAUGAGCCGUUGCCUGAGGAGCCCUGUCUGCCCCGACAUCCAGCCCAGCUUGCCAAUGGCGGACUCAAACGACGCUGA